GGCUGCCGGCGUGCCCCGGAAGCGGAAGUUGGGCUGGCUAGGCGAGCACCCGCGUUAGCGGCGGUGGCGGCGGAGAAUGAACGCGCCCCCGGCCUUCGAGUCCUUCCUCCUCUUUGAGGGAGAGAAGAAGAUCACUAUCAAUAAGGACACCAAAGUCCCCAAUGCCUGUUUGUUCACCAUCAACAAGGAGGACCACACCCUAGGAAACAUCAUCAAAUCACAGCUACUGAAAGACCCACAGGUGCUGUUUGCAGGCUAUAAAGUCCCCCACCCCCUGGAACACAAAAUCAUCAUUCGUGUGCAGACCACUCCGGACUACAGCCCUCAGGAAGCUUUCACUAACGCCAUCACAGAUCUGAUCAGCGAGCUCUCCUUGUUGGAGGAGCGAUUCCGGGUCGCUAUCAAAGACAAACAAGAAGGAAUUGAAUAGUUCUUGAUUCUUCUCCAGGCAGCUUCCAGAAGAGCCAGAGCACAGAAACUCUUCCUCCCCUUUGAUAUCCGAUUGGUAUGGAAAGCGGAAUGGGGAAAACCUGACUGCUUUUCUCUCUGGCGGGCAAUUCCUGUAAUUUCCUCAUAAAAGGUACUUGCUA
This is a messenger RNA of Phascolarctos cinereus (koala), 590 nucleotides long. RefSeq names its product RNA polymerase II subunit J (gene POLR2J). Gene Ontology annotation, cellular component: RNA polymerase II, core complex. Gene Ontology annotation, biological process: transcription by RNA polymerase II. Gene Ontology annotation, molecular function: DNA binding; protein dimerization activity. The record is from RefSeq and is a predicted model, not a curated record. Lineage: Eukaryota; Metazoa; Chordata; Mammalia; Diprotodontia; Phascolarctidae.